UUGAGUGUGUUUGUUGUCAAGCCAUCAGUUGUUGCAAUAAUACAUUUACUGCAAUGGGCUUUGGUCAGCUUCUUAUGAUGACUAUUCUGAUGUCCAAAACAGAGUCCAGAUCUGUGUUUGUACAAACAGGAAGCUCUCUUCAAAUGGACAUACAACAUGAAAAACUGCCACAGUUUAAAUUACUUACCUGGUUCAGUAAUAAAACAGAUGGUUCCGAAAAUUUAGUGAAAUUUACAAAAGGGGUAUUUCCACCUAGGCAAUAUAUAGAAAGAGUGAAUUUCAACAAUGAAAGCUUCUCUUUAACACUGAGGAACAUGCAGAAGACAGACAGUGGGGUCUAUGGAGCAAAAACAACGGGAGACGAAAUAAUAUUUGUUGCUGAGUACAAUGUACUGGUUAUAGAUCAAGUGGUGUCUCCUGUUUUGACUCUUCUAAACUAUACCCUCAUCAGUAUUAACUCAUGCGCUAUAAAUGUCACGUGUAGCAGUCCUGAUCUCACACUCAGCUCCAGCUACCAUAGCAACAACUGCAGUCAACAGGAAGUGACAUCAUCUGAACUUCACACCUUAACCCUGUAUUGUAACAAUGAUAUAGUUGCUUGCAACUCUAGUAACCCAGUCAGCUGGAAGAAUGAAACCAUAGACAUUCAACAAAUCUGUACAGCUCGUGAAACUGUGAUUCUAGAAGACAACUCAGAAGAAGACAGUAGAUUUCCUUCACUUAACUUGCUUAUAGUGAUAGCUAUCAGCGCAACAGUGCUGCUUCUAGCAGGAACGGCUGUAUUGUAUUGCUCUUACCAGAAGUAUAAAAAAGGUGCUGAAGAAAGUCAUAACACAGUCUAUGCAGAGGUUGGGACUAAUAAUGAAGUUCAAGGAGUUCUAGAGAUGUCAGAGAGAUCAGCGAAUCUACAAACAGUGUACAGCGUUGAAUAUAACAACAUGCAGAGUCGACAAAAGCGGAUUAGCAAGAGUGAACAUCACAUAUACGAUGAGUUUCCAGAAAUGAUGUGCCCAAGGGUGCAGGGAUGUGAUAAUAAUCCUCAGACCACAUACUGCAAAGUGGGACAACACCGAAGGCCUCCAGAUCUUACAGAAAACAAUCUUUCCAUUUAUUCAGUGGUGUCUAAAUUGCCAGAACCUGUGGAUUGACAGAUUUUAAUGUGUGGUUUGUAUGCUGUACUUAACGUUGUAUGUUGUAUUACUUAAAGCAGAUGUUGUAGUAUUGAACAUGUCACCAUUAUUCUCUGCUAACAUAUUUCUUCAUGAAACUUUCACCAAAUGUUGGUAACAGCCCAUGCAAUUCACAAAUGCAAAGAAAUCAAACCAUAGAUGUCCAUAAAGUAUGUGUAAUUAUGUAAAAUGACACAGGCAAAAGUAUCGGACCACUGAAGAAAAUGCGGUGCAAAAGGUCGUGGAAAGCCAAGUAAUAAAUCCUUGUUGUCUCUCAAAACCCCAUUUUCAGUGCAACUAAUAACAGCUGGUUCAGUCUCAACCGAUGGCCUAUGAAAUUGUCUCUAAUUACCAAGGUUCAAUACUUUUCUGGACAUCAUUGGUUUGAUUUUUUUUGCAUCUGGUUAUUUUACCCGCUGUAUACCAUAUAUUGUUUCUAUGCAUUUAAAUUAUUUGAACAUUUUAUUGUAAUAUAUCAUGUACAUGCAUUAUUAAGGGUUUUGUUUAUUAUCCUGUGCCAUAGGAACACUGACCUAUAGGGCACAAAAAUUCACUGUAUAGGAGAAAGGAAAUGAUGACUGAGGCUGUUAGCUGCUAUCAUCUUGCCCAACAUCUCCUUUAGUUGUCUAUUGAAGAUAAGAGAGUCAUACAUGUGUAGAAUAACAUGAAGAUGAAUAACUGAUGACAGAGUUGUCAUAUGUUUUUUACUUUGAGAUCACAUGUAUGGCACUUUGUGGCUAAAGCAGAAGUUGGUUUGGUUUAUGUCUAUAUCAGUGUUGUUUCUCUUCUGUUUUUAUUAUUAAUUAUUUAUUAACUCUGUUUAACUUGUCACACAGACAUAUACACAGAAACUGUUGAGCAUGAGUGGGAGGUUAUCUUUUCUUCAGAUGACUCGGACGGAAACUUUGGUUAACUUUUUAAAACAUAUGCUUCCCCCUGAGCCUCAUUGAUCAUGUGACUCAUGUCACUCUUUGUAAAGCUUAUUUUUAUCUGGUUAUAACUAGCAUGCAUUCAGUGUGAAAUUUGCAAAAGGUGUUCAAGAGGAAGGAUGUGGUUCAGAGAUUGAGUGUUACCAGCAACGUUUAAAGUGUUUGACUGCAAACAACUGUAUGUUCUUUUAUUAUAACAACACAUUUUAUUAAAUCUCUUUUUGAUUUAAUUUUGUAAAUUAAUUUUAAUGUAAAUGUACACACACACACUCUUAGAACGGAUGUGUUAAAAACAACACAUUAGUGUUAGUUUAGGGACAAAACACUAAAUGCGUUGUCCCAGAAUCCACACAUAUCUCUGUGUUAUAAUUUAACUCAACUUUAGCACAAAAUCAACACAAAAUGACACAGAAACACUUUACACUGCAUUAACACAUCCUUUCAUAGAGUGCACAUUUACUUUAUUUAUCUAUGAAUGUAGAAAUUAGUAUAAAAAGCUAAAUAACUGAUUGUUUAAAGUGGUUAAAGGGCUCUCAGUUAAAUAAAUCUU
Messenger RNA from Paramisgurnus dabryanus, 2648 nucleotides. RefSeq lists its product as uncharacterized. The record is from RefSeq and is a predicted model, not a curated record. Gene Ontology annotation, cellular component: membrane. NCBI's taxonomy places the organism in Eukaryota, Metazoa, Chordata, Actinopteri, Cypriniformes, Cobitidae.